Molecule: messenger RNA, 2054 nt
Organism: Quercus lobata
Lineage: Eukaryota; Viridiplantae; Streptophyta; Magnoliopsida; Fagales; Fagaceae
Product: zinc finger BED domain-containing protein RICESLEEPER 2-like
Exons: 2
Coding region: 93-1760 (555 amino acids)
Molecular function (GO): protein dimerization activity; DNA binding
Source: RefSeq, a predicted model, not a curated record
CACAAAACCAAAAAAACAAUGGAGGUUUCUGAACUCUGAAGCAGAGCCUCUUCUCUUAGACGUUUCGCUCUCAAAAGACAACGACACCGGAAAUGUCUGGGGAACAAGCAAAUGAGCUUGCUUUGGAUACUGAAGCGAGAGUCCAUUCUUUGGACAAUGAAAACUUUGGUGACAUUGAUGAAAAUGUGGGUGAGAAUUUGGUUUUUGAUGAAGCAAAAGCAAGCCAAGCCCUUGCUUUAUGGAUCUGCACCGCAGAUGUGCCGCUUCAGAUCAUUGAAGAUCCCUUAUUUCUUCGUUUUGUGCAUUCAGUGAACCCAUUUGCUAAGCCUGGCAAUGUCAAAUUGGUUAAGGCUGAGUGCUUGAAAAUAUUCAAGGAAGAGAGAGUGAAAAUUAAACAAGCUCUAGCUGAUUUCAAUGGUCAAAUCAGCCUCUCGGUUGAUGUGUUGAAGUCUUCAGUGUGCAGUGAGUAUAUGUGCUUAACAGCACAUUUUGUUGAUGAUGGUUGGGAAGUGAAAAAGUGGGUACUUGGUGUUUGCCGUGUUUGGGAAGAGGAAGAUGAUGUUUCCAAGAUGAUUCUGAAGUGUCUUUUGGACUGGAAAAUUGAGAACAAGAUAUUCGCGAUCACUAUGAAAAAUGAUAGUGAUUAUGUUGCUACAGUCAAGAUUAUUAAAGAUCAUGUUCAAGAAAAGAAGAAGCUCCAGCUGAAGGGUCAGUUAUUUCAUGUGUAUUGUUGUGCUGACAUGUUGUGUGCAAUUGUUCUAGAUGCAUUGGCUGAGAUAAAAGUUAAUGAAGUACUUGAUCAUGUGGCCUGUGGGAGACCAACCUCACUUUGGCAUCUAACAUAUCAGGCACUAAAAGAUGCUUCAGAGUUAUAUUCCAUGGGGGAGUUUUCUAGAGAUGAGUAUCAUGUGAUAGAAAUACCGCCUGCUGAUGUAUGGAGUAAAGCUGAAGCUGUCGUUAAACUUCUAGGAAGCAUUUAUAAUGUGGCAAAAAGUUUGUUUGAAACAAAAUAUCCAACAGUUAACAACUAUCUUCAUAAUCUUCAAGAGCUUCAAGCAAGUUUGAUUCGUGAAUCGAUGAGUUCAGAUAGUUUCAUCAAACCUAUAGCUGAGAAAAUGUUACAGAAGUUUGAUAAGUACUGGAAUGAUAUGUUUUUGCUGUUGGCACUAACUACACUGUUGGAUCCACGUUUUAAGAAGAAAUAUUUUGAAUUUUCUUCUUUAAAAUAUGAGAACAGUGAUAGCAAAUCACAGGUCACUGCUGUUUUGGAUGCCAUUCAGACCCUUUAUGAUGAAUAUGCAACCACUAUUGAUGGAAAUGAGAAGUCUAUGAGUAAAUCUUCAGCUUUGUCUGCAGGUGAAGAUAGUGAUGGUCCCUGUCCUAAAUUCAGACGUGUUGAGGAAGGCUGUGGCAGUUCUAAAGAUGGUUUUGAUUGGGUGAAAGAAUAUGAACAAUUCACUCAAUCUAAAGGUCGGCGCCCAAAGUCAGAACUGGAUUUUUAUUUGGAAGAACCUGUCAUACCAUGGAUUGAGGAUUUUGAUAUUAUUAGUUGGUGGAGAACCUCUAGCUCAAAAUAUCCAAUCCUCUCUAGUGUGGCUCGUGACUUAUUGGCAAUCCCCAUUUCAGUUGCCACUUCAUAUGACGCGUAUGAUACAACAGCAAGGAAGGUUGAUUGGAAUAUAAUCUCAGCAGGGCGUGAUCUUAUGGGAGCUUUGAUGUGUACUCGGAGUUGGAACCAAAGCAACUCAGACAAAGAUUAAGGGGGUAAGAAAAGUAUGAAUCUUGCAGAUCUUUUUGUUCUAUGUAACCUGUGAGGGCAUGCCAGAAGGCCCAGAGCUAUUUGAAAAGGAAGCAACUGUCUGGAUUUUGUGUUUUAGCAUUACCAGAGAUCUUCAACAGAUGCUUUAUUUUCUUCACUUGUUAAUUAGGUUGCAUAAAUCAAAUACCUAUGAUGUCUGUGACUUUUGAUUGCGUUGCCUUUAUGCCAUAUAUCUUGCUUUUGAAUGUCUUUUAAUUAUGUACUUUGAAACUUGGUUUAUGAUAGUAGUCUCUUA